AUACGUACGGCCGAAUGCUCGUCACCGAAAAUAAUUCGGCGCGCUAUCGGCCGAAGUCUCGAAACGCGCGGCGUCCGACGUGCUUCUCGCUCUCGCCAGCGAAGAGGCGACCUCGCGAGGUCGCGCGACCGGAUUCCCGUCGUUUCGGAGGACGUCGCGAGGGCGAAACGAUCGAGAGUGCGCCGAGAAUGCGAAUCCACGAUUUCAAUUUCGGCGAUUGAAUAUAAAAAAAAAGAAGGAAGGAAGACACGUUCUCGUUCGCGUGGACGUAAUUGCGACCGAUUAAUCGAAACGCUUCAUCAAGAAAGUCUUUCGAUACCAUGGUAACAAUGGUGUACGUGGGUGGUGAAAAGUAAUGUAUUCCCUAUGAUGGAAUGAAUUUUGAGAAUAAAAAUUCAAAACGGGGGUGUAACAUCACUCUCUUCACCCGGAUAGAGCGACGUGGAAGAAAUCGGGCGGAUCGUAACAAAGGAAUGGUGCUCCGCGUAAAACAAAGAUGUGCUUCUUUGACCUAUAUAAAUAGAUACUUAAAUUGGCGAUUUAAUAUUGUCGCAGCUAACGUCAUACGCCAUAUGAGUGAGAUCUAAUAAACUUUUUUAAUUCAUUGAGCCAAAAACAUCACGUGCGAUUGGACAAAAAAAGAGACGGGUGAAGAAACUGGAUAAAGCAAUCAUAUGAACACUAUGGAAAGCGUAAAUCGUGGUGGAGAGUCUCAGUGCUGAAUAAAUAAAGAAAGGAAUUGAUGUUUCUACUUUGUAAUUUUUGUGCUUCUCCGGUUCUUACGGUAAAAAGGAAAAGCGCGGCGUUAGUGCAUUCGAAAUCCAUUACCGCGCGUUCGCUUCCCAUAAUAUUUAGACGAUCGGAUGUUUAUGAGAGGAAUCAACACUUCGCUCGUACCAUCAAUUUAUAGAUCGCAUUUCCGUCUACCGGAGCGUACAGAAACAAAUCUGACAAAGAACAUUUAUUAUGGUACAAACAUUUGGACAAAGCUAUUCGGAUUUCUCGGAGUAAACCGGAGUAAACGAAAUAUACGAGUGGCGUAAAAGAAUACGUAAUAAAAUUCUUUUAAUAAAAACCGCUUGAUACGCAUAAUAAUGACGAAAUAGAAAAAAAAAACAGCCCUUGUGAUCGCUUAACAAGAUACAAAUAUUCCGAUAUAUUACAGAUUUCUUUUUACUGAAACAACAAAAUAUAUAAUAAAAUAAUAUUACCUAACAUAAAAAUUAAAAUAAAUAUUUAGAAUCCGAGAAGAUUUCUGAUACAAAUCCAAGUUACUCAAAUUUUAUGGACGUGCAACCGCACGUGACGACACGUUACGCUGUUUCGGUAAAACCACUAAAACCACAUAAAAGAUGACAACGUCGUUAAAUUCCCAUAAUUGUCGUUCGUUAAAUAUUGCCCGUCACGUUCCGCGGAGUAUCUAGAUCUCGCAUCCUUGCUCCGCGAUCCAUCCAUCCGAUGGCGAAAGAUAAUGCCCGGCCGGCCGAGGAAUCCGGCGCGUUCGAAGCCGAGAGGAAGCUCGACAGGUCGGGCUGCCUGAGCCGUUCGCGAGAUCAAAGAGGAGCUGCCAGGGUCAAGGACAAGCCCGAGGAGGGUCGACUUCCGACCCCGCCUCCGGAUCCGCAGUGCUCGCCGGUCGCGCUCGCGCGGGAUUACCGCUCGGGGAUGACGUCCCGCGGAGGGCCCGGCGAGGAGGAAGAGGAGGAUCUCGCGGUUUAUCUCGGCGAGCUGGGCGCGUCGCCGUUCGAGGGUCACUCGUUCGACUACGACACCAUGCCGAACUCGGCGACCUCGGCGAUGGGGGGUGACGCGAUCCCCUUCACCGAGGAGGCGUUCGAGCACCUGGACCGGCUGUGCGCGCUGACGGAGCAGAUCCUGGAGCUGCGGAUGCGCAGCUCCGAGUACUUCCGGCGCGUGCGGGGUCUGGAGCGCGCGAAGGUACAGCUGAACGCGAAUCGUCGGCUGGAGAUCGCUCUGGCGAACGGCGAGGAGCUGCAUCAUGACUUCGCCGACGAGGACACCGGUUUCGCGGAGUCGCUGCUGGACGCGAUGCUGUCGAACUGCCGGGACGCCGCGUCCUUGACGCCACGGAGGAGCGAGCGUUCGAGCGUACGAUCGUCCGCGUCGUCGAGACAGCGGAGCCGAUCGCUCGUGCCGAUCGAGCAGAAUCUCGGUUCGCGCCUGGUCGAGGGGACGGGCGAGGCGGACAAACGUGGGGCGAGGAACGCGGGUCGCAACGGCGGUCCGAAGGUCAGCAAGUGGACCAGGGUGAAGGCGGCCUUCAAAUGGGAGCGUGCGUGCACGAACGAUCUCGCGGACAUCGCGGAAUCGGACGCACCACCGGCGACCACGUCGCCGACGCCGACAACCAAGUAUCUGCGAAUCCCGGACGCAACCACCGCCGGAAGCUGGAGCACCGGAUCGGCGCUGUCGCCUUGCACCAGCGAAGUCUCCAGCCCAUCCACGCCGAUCGGCCGAGUAUCGUCCGCGUCGUCGUCCAACGACGACGUGUUCGACGAUUCGCGCAAAAAUAUCGUCAACUAUCCAGAUCGACAUUCGCCUCUCGUGAAGGACGAUAAGAAAAGGGACGAUCCAGAUCGGUACGGUCGAUCGCUGGAUUGUGACACGCCCAUUACUGAGAGCGCCGAUUCCAUAGAAUCUCAUAGUGAGGCUAAUCGCGGUAAACCACUGAUUCGCAUUAUACCGGAAUCGGACGCGACGAUGCACGCUGCAAGCGGAAGCGGGAAAGAUCCUGAAGUGUCGGCGAAGAGACCGACGCCGACUCUGACGAUCACGAUACCGUCAAACGAGGAGGAGAUCAGAAGUUUGUCCUCCCCGGAAUCGAUGUCUCCUCUGCCGUCGAGCGCGCAGGAUUCUGGCGGGAGCUCGCCGCAACGUCCCAGGAUGCGGCCGGACAUUUUAAGCCUGAGGGAAUUCAAACGGCAGUAUUCGACGAUCGAGGAAGCGGUAACGCCCGCGCCAAAGAUACAGCAGCAAGAUUCGAAAUGGAACAAGGUCAGACGCGCCUUUCUGACAAACGCCACCUUCAGCGUUCCUCCGAGCCCGAUUAGAGUGGUCGCGGCGCAAUCGUUCGCUAACGAUGAUACGCGCCGAGCUCGCAGCUGUAGCGAAAGCGUCGAGGAUCUCGGUAAAACCGUUGCAGGUACCAAUAACAACGGCAAUUACUAUCGGGAAGCGCGCAGGGAUUAUCAGGCGCUGCGGGAGAAGUUCGGCGCCGAGUUCCAGCGGAAGCUGAUCGAGUGGGAGCGGCUGAAGGGGCCAGCGCAGAACGCUCGCAACGGCCUGCCGUUGAACGAGGAACGGCUCGCGCCCGAGUUUAGGAAGAAGCUGCAGGACUGGAAGCGAGCGAAGAAAGGUCGUCGGUCGGCCGCGGCCAUCGAGCAGCAGCGCGUUAGCCGUCGACGGUUGACCGACUGGCAGCUCUGGCGCUCCUCCUCGAAACCCGAGCCCAGAUGUUACGGUAAAAAUCAGAACUCGACCGGCUCGCGCGGAAGCUGCGCGAGUAUCGGCAGCGCGGGGAGCUUCGGCAGCGACGGGAAGCAGCAUCUCUGCGAGGAUUUCAUCAAAAGGAUGGAGACGUGGAGGAGGAUGAGCGAGGCCGCGUGUCGAAGCAGCGAGAGACCGAAGUCACCGACGACGAGUCGUGUUGCGUCUGACAUCGACGAAACGGAGUUUCUCGCUCUGGAAAAGCUGCUACCGCUGUUCGGGCAGAGAACCAGGAAGGAGCUUCGAGAGAGUGACGCGAGACAGCUGAACGACUGCUUCGAUGGCGAUUCAAGAUUCAUGGCUACAUCUCGAGGGGUAAACUGCGGCAACGAAGUGUUGAUUCGUACCUCCGUCGGCUCUUACCGUUUCGAGGGUAUAUCUCGAGAAUUUACGAGGAAGCUGUACGACUGGGAGAAGUACCGCGGGAUAUCACCGAGAUCCUCCACGUUCCGCCUCUUGGGGCCGGGCUACACGCCGUUCGCGCAAGAUUCGGACGGAGUUACGUUGGAAGAACCAAGCAAGAAUCAUGCAUUCCACUGGACCCUGAAGAGAUCUAAGUCCGACGGAAGCGUCUUCGAAGGCAGCCUUCGUGACGAAUCGAUCACGCUACGUCGCUCCGCGAGUCUUCAAUCUCUCACUUCUGCAGACAAGCUUGAAGACGACACUCGGAUGGGCGUCUUACCGGUCUCCAAUAACUCACAGGGGAUCAAAGAUCCGGAGGACGCAAUGGUAGAGGACUCCGAGCCGGAGGCGAUGAUUGUCGACAUCGAGGACGUUAUCGAGGAGACCGCCAGCCCUUUGGCAGGAGUGCAACCCCAUCAAACGCCAGUGUACUGUGUCGCGGCCAGCGAAACCACCAGCAUUGCCGUUCCUCUUGGCACAGUCACAUCGAGCCACGAGCCCUCGCCGGUGUUCCUAAUCAAGGCCGAGGAGGACGAGGCCUGCGAACGAUGGAACACCGGCGGGAAAAUCGGUCCGCAGGCUUGCUCGAGCGAGAACAGUCCGAGUCCGGAUUACUUUCCGGUGUCCGAGGACUGGCACGGAAAAACGACGUCUUUGGACGAGGACAAGUCGAGCUGGGAGCCGAGCUGGUGCAAGGAAAGCAAGGAGGACGACGACUCGACGGGAUGGACCGAGAAAAAGCGGCGCUCGAUCCCGGAUUCCGGCGAUUCCGUUAAGUCCGACUGUUCAAUCGGAUGGAAUCGAGACACUUGGGACGAAUCGGGCGACGAAGCAAACAGAGAUUCGCUGAGACUCGAAUUGCCUUCUACGCCGACUUGCGAGAGUAAAAAUGAUAAAAGAAAGCAAGACUUUCUCGAAAGUGACAACGUCGAAUCUACGCGCUUUGCGAAGAGUCUCGAAACCUCAUCGACGGCUUCGAAUGCGGGAAAACUUACGGACCCACCGCUCACGUGCAAGGGGAUGGACGAGACGCGUAAGGAUGAGACGUGUGAGGAGACGAUCGAGAGUCUAGCGGAUGAAUUGUCGAAUAACGAACGGACGAGCGAGGCAAAGAAUCUCCAAGAUGACGAAGAAUACGACGAGAAGGCCGAACGAGGAGAGAUAAUUUUCGACGCGGAUUUUUGCGCUUAUCAAUCAACAAAAACGGUCCCGUCGUCGGACUCUCGCGAUUCCAAGGGAAUCUCAUCGAAAUUGUCAAAUUUAAAUUCAGAGAAUAACAAGGAUACAUUGGAAUAUCGCGUUGAUGGCGAAAACGAGGCUUCAGCACAUUACGAGAGUUGCGGGUCACCCGAGUUGCAGACCGAUGCGGAUCGGCAUUACGAAAUUCUGACGUUUAAAAACGAGAUGUGCGGCGAUACGAUGGAUAAUCGUCUGUACGAGCCGGUCGACUAUCACGAAAUUUGCAGCUCCUACGACAACCGAAGCAACUGUGUAAAAGAGAUUUCUUCGUUACCGAAAAUGAAGAAGUCAAAUCUGGAAAAUCCGAGAGGUCUCUUUACCAAUUCCACCAUUCAGACUGUUCCCAUAACCGUCGCCAGGGACGACAAAACACGCUGUUUAGAAAGAAUUCUUAUCAACGAGGAGACUUUGAAUAAGAUAAUUGUCCCCACGGCGUGUACGGAGAGCGGGACGAAAUCCGCGGAGAAAAUUCGAGAUCGUUUCUCAAGCCUGGACGAGGCCGCGGCCGUCAAUAAUAACGUAUCUAAAAAAAUGACACGCGAUCAUCAAGUCGAGGGUGUUAGGAAGGAUUCUUCCACCAAAAACGUCUUCGUGAAGACGAAGCGCAUGAUCUUCGGCCCGUUUCGUCGAUCAGAGGAUCGACCGUCCUCGAGAAAGCAGAGCGACAGCUCCGUCGACGGUCGAUCUUCCGACCGACGUUCGUCGAAAUCCAAGAGCAAAUCGAGAUCGUCGUCGCCAAAAUUGUGCCGACAGGACGCUCUCCUGCGAGUCUCGUUGUCGCUGCCGUGGCCUCUGCGCUCCACGUCGAAGGAGAACGAGGUUUCCUCCCAAGCUGAGUCCAGGAGAAGCUCAGGAAGCAAGGUGGAAGACGCAACAACGACCCCGGUGAAGAAUUCACCGUACGAAGAGAAUAACGUGGAAAAUAAAAGACUAAACAAACAAUUAAGUAACGAAGAGCCACCAUUCAUUGAUGUGGAAUAUAUAGAUGAAGAAAAAAUUCGUCAAACAGACACAGAGUUUGCGACCGCUCCCUUGAACGUGUGCUCGAUCGAGACGACUUCUGCACGAAUUUCUGAGCAUCCGGAGAAAUCAAAUAUAACCGAGUGGGAUCAAAGCGCGUGCCGAAUACGAGGCGAACUCAAAUGCAGUCGGACACAGAAUGAUGGAGAACGCAAUAUCAAGUGGAGUCAAGUGCAAUUCGAAGGAAGAGGCGACAGGGAAAGAAACCACAGUCGAAAGCGCGAAGAAAGAUGGCAAGAGGUCAAAUUCGAUCGGAAACAGAGCGAAGCGAAGCAGCAAGACGAGAAUCACGCGAGAUGCGACGCGGUACCGUCGGACUUGAUGCACAAGCUCAGGAUACUCUCGGACGCCGCGGCGAAAAGAGAAGGGCGAACGACGACGGCGGAAUCCUCCGUGGUCAGCAGCUUAGAAUCGCGUUCCUCUAGGAUACGGCGCGCCAAGGAGAGCUUCUUGUCGCGACGGGGCGGUCCUUUCUGUCGCUCCGUGAUAGAAAUUGCCGCCAACCCCGAAGAUCCUUGGCGACGGACGUUGACGACUCAGUUAUCGAUGCCCGCGGAAAUGUCGGGAUCGAACGGGAUCAUGGGAACUGCUUCGAAGCCGGAAGAACCGGAAGAUGUGAGAAACCGAACGGAAACAACGACGUUGACCGCGGAAAACGAAACCGUCUCUCUGGGCGAGGACAAGGUCGACGCGCGCCAAGUAGGAGAUCGCACGAUCGACGUCGCCGUUCGAUCGGAUUCCCUGGUGAAAUCGGCGAGCGCCGGUAUGAUCAACGUGGAUCCCGAUACGUUCGAUCGGCUGGCCACGACCGAUCGCGGGUGCGAGUCUCUGCCGAGGGUGAUCGCGAAGCGCCGCGACUCCUCGAGCCCGUUGGCGAAGAUCGUCGGGAAACUGAAGCUAUCGCGAUUGAUUCGCACCCGGAACAUCGAUGGCGGUAAUAUGAGCACGAUCUCGACGUUGUGCAGGCAAAGUCUGUUGAUCGAUAUGCGAAAUCGACGAAGCAACGGCCGGGAGAUUGAGAAUGAUCUGGCCGAGGAUGCGACAGAUGAUACUGAUGACGAUCAUUCGGAUGAAUCUUCUAAAACGGUUCAGGAAUGAAUCUGUUCGCUAAUCGAGGGUUAUUUAUGUAAUGUUCCAGGUGUCUAUGAGAUUUUUUAAAACCUGUUUCUUAAGCUUGCUUCGUCUUAUGCUAAUGAAAGGAUAUUAAUCUUCAGUAAUAGAAAAGCCUACCAGCGAAUUAAGAAGUAGCAUGUAAUUAAAUAGCCUGUCUUAAGAGCUGUAUUUGUCAAUUAAAUCAUGCUUAAACGAUAA
Molecule: messenger RNA, 7479 nt
Organism: Temnothorax curvispinosus
Lineage: Eukaryota; Metazoa; Arthropoda; Insecta; Hymenoptera; Formicidae
Exons: 13
Coding region: 1459-7266 (1935 amino acids)
Source: RefSeq, a predicted model, not a curated record